AUGGAGAAUAAUUUUGAUAAGUUAUUUUCUCAUAAUAGAGACAUCAAAAACAUAAAACAAUAUUGUGAGCAAGGAGAUUUAAAAUUUGAAAAUGAGGAAUUAAAAAGAGAAAGAGAAAAAAUAAGAAAUGAUAAGGUAUUUAUUAGGUGUGUUAAGAAUAUAUGGUUAAAUAUUUUAAAUAAAAAGAUGGAUGAUAAGUUUACAAAAGUUGAAUAUUUUAAAAUUAUGUUAAGAAUAUGUAAAGUUCUAAUACCUCAAUUUGAAAUAAAAGAAAUUGUAAAAAUAGUAAAUGAUGAGUGGAAUAAUGAUUCUAAAGGAAAAAAAUUUUUAGAUUUUUAUUCUUUUUUUAAUGCUUUUUUUGAAUUGUCAGAUAUAUGGACUCCAACUAUAAAUGCUGAAGAUUAUGCUCACUUUUUAAAAUCAUUAUUUUAUAGAAUUACAUAUAUUGAAAUAAAAAAAAACAAUGGAGAAAUUAUUAAAAAAAAACCUAUGAUAAUGAUACAUUUUAGAAGGAAAGAAGAAGAAAAAAGAUUGUCAUUGUAUAAUUUAUCAAAGAAUAAUAAAAAUGAAAUUUCAGAACAAAAUAGACUAAUAAAAAAUAUUAAAUCUAUAAAAAAAAUGUCUAGUGAAGUAGAAGAAUUAAAAAAAGAAUUUACAAAAAGGUUUAGCGAAAAUUAUCAACUUCAGGAAUCAUUUUUAUAUAACCCUGAUGAAGAAGAAGAAAUUAUAGAUGAAAAUUUAUUUGAGAAUUUAUUAAAUAAUAGGAAUAAUAAUUCUUAUUUACAUAGUAGUAUAGUAUUAAUGGAUGUAAAUGAUAUCAAUCCUUUAGAAUAUAUUGAUAGCGAUGAAGGAAAUAACAACUUAAUAGAAAAAAAACGAAAAAAUUACAAUACCUCAAAUGCAUUUACACAUAAUAUAGAAAAUAAUGAUAAAUCAAAAAUUAAUCAAGAGAAAAAAAAAAAUAUAAAAAUUAAAAAAGUUGGAGAAAAUAUAGAUGAAAAAAUUAAAAAAAAUAACGGGAUUGAAAUACAUAAAAAAGAUGAAAAAUAUUCUAUAAGAAAAAAUUAUCCUAAUUUAAGUAAUAAUUUAAUCCUAACUAGGAAUUCAUAUACUUCAUUAAAUUUAUUAAAUGAUAAAGUAGAAAAAGAUGUAGAAAAAAAAAGAAGGAAAACUGAUAGUUCUGUAUUAAAUGAUUUAUUAAAAAUUAAAGGAGAAGAAAAUAAGAUUGAAUCAAGGAAAAAUAAUGAAAUGAAAAAAAAGGAAAAAUCACAAUUAGAAAAUUCUUUUCUUAUUGAUGGAAUAAGUUUUUCUGAAUUCACAAAAGAAUGUAAAAUAAUGGAUGCUGAUAAAUUAAAUGAAGAAAUUAAGACAGAGGAAAAUGAAAUAUCUGAUGAUAUAUUUGUAUCAGAAAAAAAACAUUUUUUAGAAUUAGAUAGUUGCAUUGACUUUGAUGAAAAGACAUAUAAAAGUGAAAAAAAAAAAUUUGAUAAAGACGAAGAAAAAAAAAAAAAAGAGGAAGUUAAAAAUUUUGAAGAAAAAAAAAAAAGUAUUAAAAAUGAAAAUGAAGAAAUUCAAGUAGUGAAUAAAAAAAGUAAAAAAAUCUCAAAAGAAGAAAAGCUAAAUUCUAAUAAUGAGGAAAAUAUUUUAGAAAAUCAAAAAUUGAAAAAAAAAAAAAAAGAAAAAGAUAUUACACCAAAUAAAAUAAAUGAUAACAUGAUAAAUAAAACAAAAGAAAAAUUAGCUUUAAAAAAUGAUGAUCAAUUAGAUGAGGAGUUCAGAAAAAAUUUUAUAAAAAUAGAUGAAGAUAAAGAAAAAAAAAAUAAAAUAAAAAAUAUAUGUGAUUCUGAUGAAGAAUAUAUAGACGCUUUAAAAAAUAAUUUAAAAGAUGAUAACAUUUGUAUAAAAAAUGAAACUGAUAUAAAAAAUGAUAUUAAAAAAAAAAAAAAAUUGAAUAAGAGCAACAAGAAAGAAUUAAGUGAUAUACCUCAUGAAAAGAAAAGUGAAAAUGAAAAUGAAAAUGAAAAUGAUAUAGGUAAAGCAAAAAAUUAUUUAGAAAAUGAAAAAAAAACUUUAGAGAAGCUAGAGCAAAAAGACAAGGGAAAAUACAAAAAGUUAAAAAAAAAAAUAGAUUCAAUAAAUGACGAGUUAAUAAAUGAUAAUAAAGAAUUUUUAGAGAACCAAAGUAAUAUGGAAUAUAGUUUAAAUAGAAAUAAAGAAAAAGGAACAAAAACUAGCGAUUAUACAAGUGAUUCCUUUAAAAUAAAGAAGUUAUCAUUUGAAGAAUUAGACAAAGGAAUGAAUAAAGAAACCCUAGAAGAAAUAAACAAAGAUAUGAACAAAAUACUAAGUAAGGAAGAAAACGAAAUAUUAAAAAUAGAAAGAAAUGAAAAAGUUGAUGAUGAGAGUAACACUAAAUCAUUAAAGGAGGACGAAGAAGAAAAAAAAAUAAAAGAACAAAAGAAAUUGUUAAUAACUGUUAAAAAUGAAAUUUCUGAUAAAUUGGAAUCAUAUGAACAAAAUUUUGAUAUUUUUGUAAAAAAAAUUAAAAGAGUAAGCAUUUUAAAAGAUGAUGAAGAUGAAAAUAUUUCAAACAACGAAUAUUCAGAAAAUAAUAAUGUAAUUAGUAACCUAAAGAACAAAACUAGUGAACUUGAAAUAGACAAUUUAAAUACAAAAAAUGUUUUAAUUGAAAACUUAGAAAUAAAAAAAAAUAAAAAUGAGAAUUUAUUUAAUGAUAUGAGUAAAACAUUUCAUGAAAUGAAUAAAAUAUUAAAUGAUACAUUUGUUAAGAAUGAAAAAAAUAUUUUAAGAAAAGAAAAUCAAAAAAUGUCUUCCAAUGAAAUAUAUCAAAAAUUAAAAUUACCAGAUGAAUAUGAAAAUGAAGAAAAAAAGAAAUUAUAUCAAAAUAAUAACACAAUGCAUAUCAUAUAUAAUGAUGGUGAAGAAAAAGAUAUCCUUUAUAGGGAAAUUAAAGAAAAUGAUAUCCUUUAUAGAGAAAUUGAAGAAAAGGAUAUUUUAUACGGUGAAAAUAGUAUAAGAGACAAGUUAUGUGAUGAAAAUGAAGUAAUAGGCAUGUUAUAUAAUGAAAACAAAACAAAAGAUAAUUUAUUUGAUAAAAAUAAAAUAAAUUAUGAGUUAUAUAAUGAAAAUGAAAGAAAAGAUAUUUUAAUUAAUGAAAGUGAUAGAAAAGAUAAGUUAAUUAAUGAAAAAGAGGUAAAUGAUAUUUUAAUGAAUGAAAAUGGAAGAAAAGAUAUUUUAAUGAAUGAAAAUGAAAGAAAAGAUAAGACAUAUUAUGAAAAUAAUAUAAAAGAUAAGUUAUAUACGGAAAGAGAAGCAUGUUAUCAGUUGCAAGUUGAAAAUGAAACAAAAAAUAAGUUAUCAUAUAAUAAUAAACUAAAAGGUAAUUUGUAUAAUGAAAAUGGAGUAAAAGAUAAGUUAUAUAAGGAAAAUGGAGAAAUAAAUAAUUUAUAUGGUGAAGUUAAAACAAUGAAUAAAUUGCAAGGAGAAAGUGAAGAAAAAAAUAUUUUAAUUGAUCAUAGUCAAUUAAAAAAUAAGUUGUAUAAUGAAAAUGAAGUAAAAGAUAAAUUAUGUAAUGAAAACAAAAUAAUAGACAAAUUACAUAAUGAGAAUGAAUUAGGAAAUAAAAUAUAUAAGGAAAAUGAGAUGAAAGAUAAGUUAUAUAAUGAAAUUGAAGAAAAAGAUAAGAUAUAUAAUGAAAAUAAAAUAAAAGAUAAGUUAUAUAAUGAAAUUGAAGAGAAAGAUAAAUUAUAUAAAGAAAAUGAGAUGGAAGAUAAAUUAUAUAAAGAAAAUAAAAUAAAAGAUAAGAUAUAUAAUGAAAUUGAAGAAAAAGAUAAAUUAUAUAAAGAAAAUGAGAUGAAAGAUAAGUUAUAUGAUGAAAUUGAAGAGAAAGAUAAAUUAUAUAAAGAAAAUGAGAUGGAAGAUAAAUUAUAUAAAGAAAAUGAGAUGAAAGAUAAGUUAUAUGAUGAAAUUGAAGAGAAAGAUAAAUUAUAUAAAGAAAAUGAGAUGAAAGAUAAGUUAUAUGAUGAAAAUAAAAUAAAAGAUAAGAUAUAUAAUGAAAUUGAAGGAAGAAAUAAGUUAUAUAAUGAAAUUGAAGAAAGAAAUAAGUUAUAUAAUGAAGAUGAAGGAACAGAUAAUCUAUGUGAUGAACAUAAAGAAAAACAUACGUUAUAUUAUGAAAAUGAGGGAAAAGAUAAGUUAAAUAAUAAAAAUAAAGUAAAUGAUAUUUUAGUUGAAAAAUGUGUCAAGAAAGAUAUGAUAUAUGACAAUAAUAAAAUAAAAACUAAUCUAUAUAAUGAAAAUGAAACAUCUGAUAAGUUACAUGAUUAUAAUAAAGAAAAAAAUAAAUCACAUAAUAAUAACGAAGUAAAAAAAAUGUUAUAUAAUGACAAUAAAAUAAAAAGUUCACUAUACGAUAAAUCAGAGAUAAAAGACAGAAGUAAAAUAUUUGAUGAAGACAGUUUGAAAGAAAUAAAAAUGGAUAAUGAACCAGAAACUCCAAGGAAAAAAAUUAAAUUUCUACAUGUAGAAGAUGAAAAUAAAAUGAGAAACUUUAUAAAAAUAAAUAAAAAAAGGAAAAGAGAAAAUUUUAUAAUAAUAUCAAAUUCUCAUAAAAAUAUAUAUAACUUAAUAAAAAAAUUAAAAGUUGAAUUUAUUGAACCAUCAGUAAUAUUAAAUAGAAAUUGGAAAAUGGAAAAAGAAUUUUUGUCUCCGUUAGGUAAAUUAAUUAAUAUAGAUCUAGAAAAUGGUAAUUCUAUUGAUUUUAAAAAAAUUUUAGAUCUAACGUUAGAAUAUAUUAAUACAAUUGUCUCUAAAAACAAUGGUUACGUUUUAUAUUUAAAUGAAUAUUUUAUGAAACAUUUAGAAUAUUUUCUCUCAAAAUUAAAAAAAUUGUCCUCUUUAAAUUAUAUUAAUUAUAUUCAUUUUUUAAAUAUUAAUUUUUUAAAAAACGUAAAAAAUAAUAGAGAAAUAAAUAUUAAUAAUUUUAUACUAAAUGAUAAAAAUUUAAUUUUAGAGAAUCCAUUUAAAGAUGCCUUUCCAACAUUUUGCAUAAUUCUUAAAAAUUAUAGGAACCUAAAUCUUAACUGUGAAGAAUCAUCUUAUAUAAAGAAAAUUUAUGAAAACUUAUUGAACCAAUAUAAAAAUAAUGUUUCCUAUCCAUUUGAACUGGUCAAAUUAAAAGGAAAUGAUAUUGAAUUUAAUAUUAAUAGUCAAAAAAAGAAAACUGAAAAUACAAAUGAAGAGAUAAAAGUUGAAGGUAGUGAAAGCAAUGAAGAAGAAAAAAAAAAAAGUAUUAUCAUAGAUGAAUUCAAAAGUAAAAAUGAGGAAGGAAAAGAAGAAAAGGAAGAUCAAGAAGAUAAAGAGGAAGAGGAAGAGGAAAAAGAAAAAGAAGAAAAAGAAGAAGAAGAAAAAGAAGAAGAAGAAGAAAAAGAAGAAGAAGAAGAAAAAGAAGAAGAAGAAGAAAAAGAAGAAGAAGAAAAAGAAGAAGAAGAAGAAAAAGAAGAAGAAGAAAAAGAAGAAAAGGGAGAAAAAAGGAAACUAGUUAAAGGAUACAAAAGAAAAAAAGAAAAAAAAAAAGAUGAUGAAAAUGAAUGCGAAGACAAAUUCAAAGAGGAAAAUAUAUAUAGUGAUGAAAAAGAAAAUGGGGAUAAUGAUGAAUUCUCGGACGAAAAUUAUUUAAGUAUUGAUAGUAUAGAUAAAGAUUACCUUGAUGAAGUAGAAAACGAUCAAAAAAAUAGAGAAAAAUACCAUGAAGAUAAAGAAGAAGACAAAGAUAAUGAAGAUGAAAACAGUGAAGAGGAAGACAAUGAAGAGGAAGAUAAUGAAGAGGAGGAUAAUGAAGAAGAAGACAAUGAAGAAGAAGACAAUGAAGAGGAAGAUAAUGAAGAGGAAGAUAAUGAAGAGGAAGAUAAUGAAGACAAAGAAAAUGAAAAAGAAAACAGUGAAGAGAAAGGUAGUGAAGAGGAAGAUAGUGAAGAGGAAAAUAGUGAAGAGGAAGACAAUGCAGAGGAAAACAAUGAAAAGAAAGAUAAUGAAGAAUAUAAAGGAAAAAAUGAAAAAGAAAAUAAGAAAAAUAUACAUUUGUUGAAUACAGAGGAAGUUCAAUACGACAAAUUCAAGGAAUACAACCAGAGUAAUGACAAAAAAGCUAAUACUUACAUUAUAAAUGUCGAUAAUGUAAGUGAAAAAUAUUUUGAUUUAAUGAAUAAAGAAAUAAAUUACAUUUAUAAAUGUUCUAACCCUAAAAAAUACUAUCAAAAUUAUUACAAAGACUUAAAAAAUUAUUACAAUGAUAUAAAGUUUGAAAAGGAAAUUUGCUUAAUUCUUUCAUACUUUAAAAAGUUAUUAAAAACAAAUAAUGAAGACAGUAAAAUAGGAAGUGUACAAAAUUUUAAUGAAGAAAUAGAAAAUGAUGAAUCAGAAAAACUAGAUGACGUAAGCAGAGGAAAGGUUGAACACAUUGUAGAAAUAAAGAAUUCAAAUAUUGCAAAUGAGAAUAACAUAAAAAUUUUAAAUGAUGAUUUAAAAAAUUUAGAAGAAGUGGAAAAGUAUUUACUAAAUAUAUUAGUGAAAACAUUCGAUAUAAAAAUAAUACAUAUAGAUGUAGUUAAAAAUACUUCUAUUUACAAAGUUUUCUAUGUUAAUAUGAUUAAAAAUAACUAUUCUUAUUAUUUAAAAAAUAACUAUUUUCCAUAUAAAUAUAAUAAAAAAAGUAAUAAUAAAGAAAAAAACAAAUAUAAUUUUCUAUUAAUAAAUUUAAAACAAAAAGGAGUUUCAUCAAAAUUAAUUAUGAAUGAAAAAAAUGAUCAUAAGGAUGCACAAUAUAAAAAAGUGAAUAAUCAGGAUCUAAGAAAAAGUAAAGGAGAAUUGAAAACAGAAAAAAAAAACAACGAAAUUUAUGAAAAAAGUGAUUUCAAUAUGAAAGAGGAAGCUUUGGAAAAUAAAAAUAUAAAUAAAUAUUAUAGAUAUUGGAGUAAUUAUUAUAAAUAUUGUCCCGUUUCCUACAUAAAUGAAAGUAAAUUAAUAAAAGGAGAUAAAAAUUUUACAGUCAUUUAUAAAAAUAAAGUGUAUAUGUUAGAAACAUAUGAAAAAAUGAAUGAGUUUUUGAAGUACCCAAAAUUUUAUUCUAGUCAAAAAAUAAAAGAAUCAGUAAGUUUUUGUAUGGUCAUUUAUUUUCCAAAUAAUGAUAUAAAAAACAAAAUUUUUAACUUGCUUAAAUCUUAUGAUAAAAUAAUACAUAUUGAUAUGGAUGAAUAUUUUAAAUCUGUUUUUGAAAAAAUUAAUGAAGACGAAGAAGAUUUCAAUUUUCAUUUAUUUGAAGCUAAUCGUUUGCUUGAAGGUAAAAUGAUUUCUUCCUUAUUUAUGGUUAGAUAUAUAUGUAAGAAAAUGAAUAAAAUCCACAAUUUUAAUGUGUAUAUCUUGAGAGAGAUUAUAUUAUUCUUAAAUGAGUUCCGAAAAAAUUUUGAAAAUUUACUUAAUAAUAGAUUUGAUGCUUCACUAAAAAAGAAAAAUUCUGUGGAAAAUAUUUAUGAAGAAAAAAAAAUAAAAAAAAAACAUUUUGACCUUAUAAUAAAAAUUAAAUCUCUUUAUAAUCUAUUAAUGAUUAAAAGGAAUGAUGAAGAAGAGAUUAAUUUUAAAAACAUAAUUAGUGAACUUUUUAUUGCACAAAGCUUAGAGAGUGCAAAUGAAAUAAUAAGUAAAUUAAUUAGUUUAAUUGAUAAAUUAUUUUAUAUAGAAAAUGAAAAAUGUAAAAUUCAAAUUGAAGAUGAUAAUAUUAAAAAAAAAGAAAACAGUUUAGAGAAGUUUGAAGGUAAUAAUAAUGAAACAAACAAAGUUUUAUGUAGCGAAAGUGUUGUAUCUACAUAUUCAAAUAACAAUUUUAUCAUAAGUGGAUUACCAUUAAAUAAUAAAAUUUUUUCUCAUUUAAAAAAAAUGAAUAUUGAAGUUGGUUACAUUAUUGCAUUUAAUAUUAAUAAUAAAAAGACAAAAAUUAUUGAGAAUUUCGAAUAUAAUAUUUCACAGACCGUUGAGAGCAAUUUAAAUAGUUUUAAUAAUUGUAACUAUAUGUGUUUAUACAACAGAAACUAUAAAAGAAAGAUAGAAAAAUUAAAAAAAGAAAAUUAUAAUAUUCACUUCAUAAAUAUUAAUAAUAACAUUUAUAAUUAUUUAAACGAAAUAAGAAAAAUCAUAAACCCAUUUUUUCAUUCUUAUAUUAAUUAUAAUUCUAUAUUAGAUGAUAAUAUAUUAAUUUCUAAGCUGAAUAAUGGUUAUACUAAUGUAUAUUGUCCAUACAUUUUAAAAAAACAUAAUUGGUUAUAUAAAUGUAGGCAGAAUAUCAAACUAAUUCAUGAUGAAAAAGUACAUUAUUUGUCAAAUGCUUAUAAUGCCUUUUUAUUUAAUCAGAAUAUUAGAUUUUAUUUACAUAAUUAUAAUGUACCUCCAUUAAGAAUUUUAUUACUAAAUGAUAAAAAUUGUAAUUUCAAAGAUGAAAUUAACAGUAUUACAUGUAAAUUUUUUCUAAAAUAUAUAGAUAUAGAACAUGAAUUUAUAAAAAAUUUUAAAUAUGUAUGUAUAUAUAUAAUAAAAUAUAUAUAUGUUUUUAAAAUAUGUAAAUAUAAUGGUGAAGAAGAAUAUUUAAAUAAAAUUUCAUUAGAUACUUUAGCUCAAUUUAACUUUCAAAAAAUAAUUUAUUUAAAUAAUGAAGAUGUAUUAUUUCUAGAAAAUAAUAUUAAUAAAGUUAAAAUAACUGAAGAUAAUAAAAUUUUUGAGGAAGAAAAAAUAUAUGAUAUAAUAUUUUCUCUUAUUAAACCAUAUAAUUUGAUUUUAAACAUAGCAAAAAUCUUGACAGUACGAUUUAUAUUACACGAAAAUUUAGAGAAUUGUGUGAUCAAAUUUAAUUACACAAAAAAAAGCAUUUUUAAAAUAUUGGAUAGAGAAAACCUAAAAGAAAUUUUAAGAACAAAUAGAGAUAUUUUGCUUUGUAAAUCUAAUGGACAAAAAAAUAUGUCAAAUAAAGAUUUUUCUGAACAAGGUAAAAUAAAUGAUCAAGAACACAAUCAUAUAAGUUCAAAAGAUUCAUUAUAUGUAAAAAAUGAAGAUGAUGAUAAAAACUCAAAAAGCAGCAGAAAUAAUUUUAAUCAUAAAAUGAAUACUGAAGAAAUUAUUUAUAAUAAAAAUAAUAAUAACGAAAUACAAUAUAGUGAAGAUAAUUCUGAUGAAAGCAGUUCUAAUGAGAACGAGUCAUCAAAUAAUUCUGAUAAUUAUUUUUGCUACAGUAAAAAUACUAUAAAAAUAAAAGAUGUCGAAAAAAUAUUUUUAAGGAAAAAUGAGAAAAAAAUACUUUAUAGUAAGUAUAAAUUUUUAGAGGAAAAAUUAUUAAAUUCAUUUGUAAAAAUUUUAAAAUAUUCAUUUCGUAUACCUGAGCAUAUAAUUUAUUUAAAAUGCAAAACUCAAGAGUCAUGGAAAAAAUCCGAAUUUUAUAAAUUAGAAAAAAGUAUAAUUGUAGAAGAAAGUAAGAAGAAGAAGUAUUUGGAUGAAAUAAGGAAAGUUUCAAAGAAAAACAAAAAAAUUAUUAAUUAUUUAAAAAAUUAUACUAAUAUAUGGAAUAUUAAUGUAAGCAAAAUGCAUAUGAAAUCUGUGAAAGCAUUAAUAGAAGAUAAAUUAAAUCAAAUUUUGCAAUACAGAAAUAAUUUAUUUCUUCAAUUAAAUAUAAAAAAAAUUGAUAAAAUGUGGGCAGAAUUUUUAAAAAAUAAUAAUUAUGCAAAAUUAUCAAGUUUUUAUUUUUAUUCUCCUGUUGACACUGAUAAUAUUGUAGAUAUAGACACAAAUUUCAUAGUUCUAUAUAAUUCAUUUUUAUUCUAUUUUAGAACAGAAGAAGAAUUAAAUAAAUUUUCUAGGAAGCCACUUUAUUAUUUAACGCAGAUGAAGCCAGACCCUUCUUUUGUUCUUCCUUUUAUAUUUAUAUACUCUAAUAUGAAUGUAGAAAAUGUGUGUGAAGAAUUAAUGAAAAAUACCAAAUGUAAAAUAAUUAAUAAACAAAAUUUAAUAUCAUUUGGUUAUCAAAUAAGUAAAUAUAAGGAAGUAAUUGAAAAUAAGAAUAUAAAUGAUAACGUAUUAAUGGAUUUGUUGUAUAUAAGGUUGAAUCAGUAUGACGUUUUAUCACAUGGUUGUAUCUUAUAUAACUUUCCUUAUAACAGAAAUCAGUUAAAUACGAUUUUAAAAAGUAAAAAAAUUCCACAUUUAAUUUUUAUAAUUAAACAAAAAUUUAUUGAUAAAAAUGAAAAAUUGAGUGGUGAAAAUAUUUCAGUAUUGAAUAAAUAUAAUCAUAUUGUGUCGAAUGAUGAAAUUAAUGCAGAUAAAAGUUUCCUAUCAGAGAAUAAUGACAAUAAUGAAAUAGUUCAUAAUUUUUAUGCUUUUAUAAAUAAUAUAGAAGAAAAAUUUAAAAAAUAUAAUAAUAUUAUUAAUGUUGAGUACACAAAUAUAUGGAAAAUGAAAUAUCAAAUAAUUAACAAUAUAGAAGAACGAAUAAAAAGCUAUCAGAGAUAUAAUAGAUAUAAAUAUAAUAAUAAAACUGCAUACUUUAAAGGAUUUAAUAUAUAUGAAAAAGAAAAUUAUGAACAUGAAAUAAAAUUUAAUAACUAUUGCUUAGUUACGUAUAAAAAUAAAAAUGUUUUACUUAAAUGCAACAUAUUUGAUAAUUAUACUGUAUAUCACAAUAAUUCUUUUUAUUUAGUUAGUAACUAUGAGGAUGUUUUAAAUUUUGAAAAAGAUCCUAAUGAAUACAUAAACUUAGAGUUGCCAUUUGCAAAAUUUGAGAAAAUUAAUGAAAUAAAUGUAAAUAUUCAAGUAGAAAAUGAUGGUUUUUGCUUGGUUAGCUUAGUUGAUGAACAAAAUUUUGUUAAAGGAGAUAAAAAAUAUUGCAUAAAAUAUGAAAAUAAAUUUUAUUUGUUUCAGAGUGAAGAAAAAAUGCAAAAAUUUAUUAAUUAUUAUAAUAAUUAUUUAAAUAGUCAAAAUAUAUUUGAUAUAAUUAUUGAAAAAAUGAAAAACAAAAAUGAUGUCAAUACAUUAAUUUAUUUAAAAACUUAUUUGUAUGAAGUUUUAUGUCAAGCCUUAUAUGAGUUAGGAAAACAUAGACCACUUUAUCCUGGUUUAAGCAUAAAAUUAAGUGCAAUAAAAUUUUUAGCCUUUUUCUUUUACAAAGAAAAUAAAUUAUUUUCAAUUCCUCUGAGAAAAAAGUAUCAAAGUACUUUUCAAGAUUUCUUAACUGAUUGUGAAAUACCAAUUACUAUACAAAAAUUAAAAGAAAAAUUUGAAAAAAAUUGUGUAAAUAAUAAUCAAAGCAUAAAAAAGCCUACUAAUAAUUGGACAAAAAGGGACAUUGAAAAAUAUGAAAAAUAUAUAAGCUUAUAUGAUAAUAUAAUUUAUUCUCAAAAUAAAACAAAUAAUAACAGAUCUACUUAA
Plasmodium gallinaceum is the source of this 11478-nucleotide messenger RNA. Its product is annotated as conserved Plasmodium protein, unknown function. The transcript is spliced from 3 exons. The coding region runs from base 1 to 11478 and encodes 3825 amino acids. Lineage: Eukaryota; Apicomplexa; Aconoidasida; Haemosporida; Plasmodiidae. Gene Ontology annotation, biological process: autophagy; COPII vesicle coat assembly. The record is from RefSeq and is a predicted model, not a curated record.